Sander lucioperca (pikeperch) is the source of this 1159-nucleotide messenger RNA. RefSeq lists its product as uncharacterized. The transcript is spliced from 4 exons. Bases 47 to 1159 code for a protein of 370 amino acids. NCBI's taxonomy places the organism in Eukaryota, Metazoa, Chordata, Actinopteri, Perciformes, Percidae. The record is from RefSeq and is a predicted model, not a curated record.
CAUUGGAACAAGUCAAACAUUAAAUCAUCUCAUUAAUAAAGAAAGGAUGGCAGUUUGGGACAGAAAGAUUUCCUGUUGCUUCACGUUACUGCUCGCUGGUGCUCUGGGUCUAAGUGUGAACUAUCCAGAUCCUGUUUGGGCUGUGAAAGGAUCGACCGUCCUCCUCCCCUGCUCCUUCACACCACUGAAGUCUGUCAAUGACAAUGGAAGAGAAGUUUUGAUCGAGGUCGUCAGAGUCGCCUGGUGCCAGAGCCCUCACAUCUGUCUGAAAGGCACUCCGUCUGUGUACGACAGUGAAUCAAACAACAACGACCCUCGUUACAGAUACCUGGGAGACAAGAAGAGAAACUGCACUUUACAGAUCUCAGAUUUACAGGAGAAAGACGACGCAACUUUUCGCUUCAGAGUGGAAACUAAUGACGGCAGAGCAACUUUCACUGACAAAUCAGGAGUGAGAGUCAGAGUCGUAGGUGCUCUGGGUCUAAGUGUGAACUAUCCAGAUCCUGUUUGGGCUGUGAAAGGAUCGACCGUCCUCCUCCCCUGCUCCUUCACACCACUGAAGUCUGUCGAUGACGAUGGAAGAGAAGUUUUGAUCGAGGUCGUCAGAGUCGCCUGGUGCCAGAGCCCUCACAUCUGUCUGAAAGGCACUCCGUCUGUGUACGACAGUGAAUCAAACAACAACGACCCUCGUUACAGAUACCUGGGAGACAAGAAGAGAAACUGCACUUUACAGAUCUCAGAUUUACAGGAGAAAGACGACGCAACUUUUCGCUUCAGAGUGGAAACUAAUGACAGCAGAGCAACUUUCACUGACAAAUCAGGAGUGAGAGUCAGAAUCGUAGAUGGUGAUCAGAUGAAGAUAAGAAGCUCCAGAGAUGACGGAGAGUUUAAAAGAGGAGAAGCAGUCACACUGAACUGUUCUGCUGCAAUCUGCACUAUCCACCAACUGGAGGUCACCUGGUUCAGAGAUGGCCACGCCCUCUCAGAGACUGGCCCCGCCCUCCAUCUGGGUUAUCUGACUGCAAAGGAUUCUGGGAACUACACCUGUGGUUUGAAGAGGAACAUCCGCACCCUCUCAGUGCCGUACAGCCUUCACGUGGAGGCUGACGAGGAAGGUAUGUUUGAACAGUUUUCUCUGUUUGCUGGAAAUAAUUAUUAA